AUGACCUCUCAUAUGUUUAUGGGAUGUAUCAUCGUUUCCUCGUUCCAAGUGAGGCACGGUCAACCUGCACGUGCAUCUGAGGGGCCUCCCACACCUUGGACACACUGGGAUUUGACGGGAGACCUGCUGCAAGAGGAAAACCACACCAGCACACAGAUUAUAGAUGUGGAUCACGUCUAUUACACCUCAAAGAUCUUCAGUCCCUCAGACGCAGAGCUGUGGGUGAACUUCACUCAGGAAACAUGGAAGAACCUCAGCUCGCUGCCAAAGCUGCAGCGACAGGUCCAGCGAGUGUAUCUUUCCUUUGAAUUCCCCUUCUACGGCCAUCUCCUGAAGGCCGUGACCGUUGCCUCUGGGGGUUUUAUUUACACUGGAGAAAUGAUGCACCAGCCGCUCACAUCCACGCAGUACAUCGCUCCUCUGAUGGCCGACUUCGACCCGAGUCUCUCCCACGACUCCUUCGUGUUUUACGGAGAUAACGGCACAGCUCUGGUGGUGCAGUGGAGCCACCUUUACCUCCAGGACAACUCCAGACUGGGACCUUUCACUUUCCAGGUUGCGCUGCAUCAAGACGGCCGCAUCCUGUUCACAUACAAACAGGUCCCGGUGGACGUCAGCCUCAUCAGCACUGAGCACCAUCCAGUAAGAGUCGGUUUGUCUGAUGCUUUUGUGGUGCAGCACCAGAUAGAGCAGAUUCCAAAUGUCCGGAGGAAAACCUUUUAUGAAUAUCACAAAGUGGACAUUCUCAAGUCCUCGGUCUCCAGUCACACCGGCGUCGAAAUGUUUCCUCUUCCCACUUGCCUCCAGUUCUCCAGCUGUGGUUCCUGUGUCUCGUCUCAGAUCGGAUUCAACUGUAGCUGGUGCAGUCGACUUCAGAGAUGUUCCAGUGGUUUUGACCGAAGCCGUCAGGACUGGGUGGACCACGGCUGUCUGGACGAGAAGCGUGACCCACGGUGUGUCCAGGCUCCAGGCCCCUCUGAGGCCCUACCCUCCACGCAAAGCACCACCCCUGUCCUGUCCGCAGCCACAGAAGACCCCCACAGCGGCCAGGGAGCAGCCAACACCUCCCUCAACAGCAUGGUCAUGAGGGGGGCUGCAGCCAAGCAAUCCACCGCUGAAGGUCUCGAGGUCCCAGGCAAUGUGCAGGUGGGUCUCGUGGUGGGCGUGGCCGUGGGGACUGUCGCCGUAACAACAGCCGUACUUCUGGCUGUAUACAUAUACAUGCACCCGACCUCGAGCCUCAGCCUGUUCUUCUUGGAGCGGCGUCCCACUCAAUGGCCCAUCCUGAGGUUUCGGCGCGGCUCCGGUCGGCCCUCUUACGCAGAAGUGGAGCACGCGGGACUCGACCAGGACACUUCUGUGGUCAUCGACCCCAAACAGGUCUUCAUCAUCUCAGACCGACGAGAGAGUGAGCAGAAGGAGGGCUUUGUCGUCUCAGACCAACGAGAGCGCUUCCUGUCAGACAAAUGCUAG
This is a messenger RNA of Knipowitschia caucasica, 1473 nucleotides long. NCBI's taxonomy places the organism in Eukaryota, Metazoa, Chordata, Actinopteri, Gobiiformes, Gobiidae. The record is from the annotation of a GenBank genome assembly.